AAAGGCAAUCUGGUGAAUAAGAAAGCGCGUAAGGGGCAAAAGAGUGAGCAGAGGUGAGGUGGGGGUGAUCUCAGUCUGCCGGAACCUCAAAACCAAGGCGACAAAUCGUUGCCAGAUCUUCCUAAUUUCUCUAUCUAUUCAACAUACUGCAUAAAUAAACCCCCCAUCCCUCUCUCCACAUCUCUUUCAAUACACGAGCAUCCUAGGUGACGGUGAAACCAUGAAGAAUGAGAAGAAUUCAAAGUGAUGUGGAUGUAUGGUUGUCAACUUGGUUCCGAUUAUAAGAUCCAGUGUUUGACCAACUAUCUUCUUCAUUCAUUAUACGAUCACAGAAGACCCCCGUCUUCUGUGAUUUAGGGGACACUUCUAUUGGAUUUUACCAGUCACCUUUUUUGCAGUGUUUCCCGGGUUAGGUUUAUUGGUAGUGUUUUACAAUAUGCCAGCCAUACAGAAGCUUUAUAACGCCUGCAAAGUGUCUCUUUCUACUAAUGGGCCUAUAUCAGAAGAUGCUAUUGAGAAAGUUCGGAACUUAUUAGACAAAAUCAAGCCUUCCGAUGUUGGGCUUGAGCAGGAUGCGCAGCUAGCUCGCGGGUGGCCAAGCGCAGGAAAUGGACAAAAUGGUGGUCCUAGAGCGAUUCCACCUAUAAAAUAUCUACAUUUGUUUGAGUGUGACAGCUUUACCUUGGGAAUAUUUUGCAUGCCACCUUCUUCUAUCAUUCCUCUUCACAAUCACCCUGGAAUGACUGUGUUAAGCAAGCUCUUAUAUGGUUCCCUACAUGUAAAGUCUUAUGAUUGGCUUGACGUGCCUGGCCCGUCUGAUCAAUCACAAGCUGCUGAGAGACCUGCAAAGCUUGUUAAAGAUUGUGUUAUGACUGCACCUUGUGGAACAACAGUCCUUUAUCCAACUACCGGAGGCAACAUACAUUGUUUCAAGGCAAUCACUCCUUGUGCAAUCUUUGACAUUCUGUCACCACCUUACUCAUCUGAGGAUGGUCGGCAUUGCACUUACUUUCGCAGAUCUCCAAAAGAGGAUCUGCCAGGUAGCCUAGAAGUGGACGGGGUGACAGUAUCUGAGAUGACCUGGUUAGAAGAGUUUCAACCUUCUGAUGACUUUGUGAUUAGAAGAGGACAGUACAAAGGCCGUACUAUUAAAGCAUAAAAAAUUACGCCUCAACUCUGCUCCUUUACCCAUUUUUUGAUCUUCUCUAUAAUCUAUAUAUAAAAUUGAACUUAAGCCUUCACUGGGGCAGGUAUUGAUCUAAACUUUAGUUAUGUACUUCACAGCUGUGGGAAUAAUUAUUUUUGUUGGCAGAUGGCAAUAUAUCGUAGGUGUUUGAGUUGUA
This is a messenger RNA of Daucus carota subsp. sativus, 1343 nucleotides long. Its product is annotated as plant cysteine oxidase 4. The record is from RefSeq and is a predicted model, not a curated record. The transcript has 6 exons. Gene Ontology annotation, molecular function: oxidoreductase activity, acting on single donors with incorporation of molecular oxygen, incorporation of two atoms of oxygen. Bases 437 to 1159 code for a protein of 240 amino acids. NCBI's taxonomy places the organism in Eukaryota, Viridiplantae, Streptophyta, Magnoliopsida, Apiales, Apiaceae.